Messenger RNA from Atta colombica, 1860 nucleotides. RefSeq lists its product as uncharacterized. The record is from RefSeq and is a predicted model, not a curated record. The coding region runs from base 427 to 816 and encodes 129 amino acids. NCBI's taxonomy places the organism in Eukaryota, Metazoa, Arthropoda, Insecta, Hymenoptera, Formicidae. The transcript is spliced from 3 exons.
UAUUUACGUAAAUAUUUAUAUUUCGAUCAAUAUAUCAACAUGAGUUUGGCUGUUACCGUCCGUUGAUUUCCGCUUUUACUUGUCGUCUCAGUCGGUAUAGUUAAUUUUUUAAUUUAUCAACCUCAAACUUACCGACACGCUUAAUUGAAUAACGAGUUGAAAUAGUACGCAAGUCACAAAUAAUCUCCCCCACUGAAUAAAAUGCCCCGCCCAAUACGAGUGAUCUAACACCGUUCAAACAUUCCAGCGUACGUUCGAUGUGGCGUGUGGAGUUGAUCCAACCACCUGCUCCUUUUCUUAUCGCCCAACUUCCAGGGAAGCGUUUUACCGCCAAGUAGAAUUGGUAUCGACGGCACGAAGAGAGAAGAAAAAAAACGAACCGCCAUUGAGAAAAUAAGCGAGUAACGUGGCCGUUAACGUUGUGACAUGUCUAUUCUAGACGAGCGCGACGAAUACUUGAAGAAUCCGUAUUUUAAGGAGCAUUUGUACGGCGACUUCACCGCAUUCUAUGUCACAAUUGCUCUCUGCACCGUCCUAGGCGUAUUUCUAUUUGUCUUGAACAUCGUGUUCUGUUGGUGCUCGCGACACCGUGAAUAUUGGCAAGAUCGCAACUCCGGCAAUAGGUGGAUCCAGCCUUUAUGGACUGUAUUGCCGCAUAAAACACCGCCGCUUGAUCUUAGCGAAUUAGAACCUGGUCUCAUCAAGUAUCCCCAAGUGAGGCACGAGAUUGUUCAGUAUCACGAUCCGGAGUCUCAGAGUACCACGCCACAACCCCAGGAGUACAUGGAGAUGCAAAAACGCGAGAGUGAGAUCUAAAAUAGCUGGCAGUACCAACUGGCGAGAACUGUGUUGGAAAACAGUAAUAGUAACACCUACGCUUAAGAAUAUGUUCAAAGUCAAAGAGUUUAAUUGAGUCCAAUAGAGUCUAAUUAACCCUUUGCACCCAGUUAAUUGCACUAUGAAGCCUGUGCCUUAGCUACUAUACACUGAAACUUUCACCACCAACAUUGUUUUCAUAGAUUUAUUGAUCUGCUUUUACGUAUAUUAAAAGAAUAAUUUUUAUUUUUUUAUAAAAUCAAUCUAAUUUAAAAAUUGAGACACCACUGCGACUUGCUUCGCAAGUUAUUUCAAUAAUUGCACACGACACUAGUUGCAAAUAGACUGUAAUCUCAGACAGUAUAAAAAUAUCUUAUUAUGGGCUUGCACGUUUUCUGGCCUGCCACGGCCUGCCUGACUCUCUUCGUAGUUUGCAUUAUAAUCGUGAUGCUGAAGUAUGGCGCACGUCUCUGCAAAUUACGACACGAGCCAUUGCCAUCUGAUCAAGAAUGGGAAGGCAAAGCGUAUUCCAGAAAACUAUCUCUCUCCAUGGCGUGAAAACAAAAUAUUACCGUCUCGAAAAUGUACUCGCACAGCUCUUUCAUUUAAAAAAUGAAACUGCCGAUUAGUACUUUUGCUAUAAACGUAAAUUGAACGUAAAUAACUUCCAAACUAUUUAUAACUGCUUUUUCUCUGUGACACACAUUUCAUAUAUAGACAGAAUAUUGCGUAUACACAAUACUGGUCAUGUAAGUUAGAUGAUUAUAUCCGUCCAUUUACUAUGUAUUUGUACUAAUAUAUUUUUUAGUAAUAUAGACUCGUACGUGCCUUUUUCGAAAAUUAAUGCAAUUCCUAAGGAAUUUUUAUGAAAUGGAAUUAUAUAUAAAUUAUAGCAAAACGUUGAAAAAGAACUUUUUAUGUCCGUCCACAUGUCUCUUUGAUAUUAUUAAAUAUACAUUGUUCGAAUAAUUUUUUAAGUAUAAUGUUGAUAAUUGAGCACUUUUGUAAUUUUUAUAUUGAAUUCAUAUUAUGAAUAAAACACAU